Messenger RNA from Rotaria socialis, 411 nucleotides. NCBI's taxonomy places the organism in Eukaryota, Metazoa, Rotifera, Eurotatoria, Philodinida, Philodinidae. The record is from the annotation of a GenBank genome assembly.
AUGGGAAGAGGAGCGCGACAAGGAGACUUGGGCUCAUAUAGAAUGAUUUUGUUAGAUAAAGACUUAGAGUGGGUUCUUGGUGCUAUUUUCGAGAGAGCGAAUUUAGUAACAGCCUCGUCGCGUACAGUUUUACUUAUGGAUGCCACAGGUUCUAUGUCAAGUUUACUAUCUGCUGCCAAAGAAACUGUUUGCACAAUGUUUGAACGAGCUGCGAGUAUUUUAAGUGAGAAAGGAUUACCUAAUGACGCAUUUCAAAUGCAAUUCGUCGUAUAUAGAGAUUAUGAUUGUAAGCCAGAGGGAAUUCUUCAAAGUUCUUCUUGGGAGACGAAACCGAUUGCUGCUAUGGGUGGUGGAGAUUAUGAAGACGCGAUAGAAGUAGGACUAUGGUAUGCAGUUCAGGAAAGUGAAUAG